Messenger RNA from Phaedon cochleariae (mustard beetle), 561 nucleotides. The record is from the annotation of a GenBank genome assembly. Lineage: Eukaryota; Metazoa; Arthropoda; Insecta; Coleoptera; Chrysomelidae.
GGUGCCACCCUGAAAAAUUUAUUGAAGCAACAGGUGUUGACUAGACACAUAGUUAAUGAAAUACUCGAAGAUGUCAAGAAAAUGAAACAAAAUGCUAGUAUUGGUAAUAUUACUGAUUUGAGAAAUAGUGAUGUUCAAUCAAUUUUUUUGGCAUUUCAACACUUCCCUGUCAACUCUGAAGAAACUUUGGGGCUGUUGGAAGAAUACCUGUCCAAAGAGGAACAUUUCAAAGCUGCUGUAUCAGAAAUUUCGAAGAUUGGAGGUGCUACCACUUAUGAUUUCAUGAAACGCUGUCUUUCUUCAAUUUUGACCAAUGGUUUUGCUUCACAAUCUAGCUGGCUAGGAGCCAAGAAAAAGAAGAUUUUCCAAAAAUUUUAAUCAGCUGAACUUCUGCUAGAAGCAGCUCAAGUCAACGGAUUAUCGGCGAAAAGAAAAUCUUCCGAAGACGCAAUCAAAGCUUGGUUGAGGAGAGCAAAAAAAAGAUACAUAUCAUCUUUAAAGAAGCUGGGUGCUUCAGAAGAUGUUGCUAAUGAUAAUAAUAGUAUCCUGUUUUUGCCAUGA